AUGCCGAAGCCGACGAUGAUGCAGACCAUCCUCAACCGGCCCACCCGCCGAUACAGCACAAACGCCAACGCCUCAUCCACGCCUUCUCCCCGCUCUUCCACCUCUUCUCCCGCACCCGGUCCCGCAACAACAUCCUCAGCGGGACAACAAGAUGCGGCACCGGCGCGGAAGCACUACUACCACUCGACGGCGGAGUACAUGAAACGCGUCGCGCUCCAGGCGCAGCGCGAGUCGGAGGUGUUGGCGGAGAUGGAGGCGCGCAUGGCCGCCGACCCCAGCCCUCGCUCGUCGUCGUCGAGCACGGCAACCAGGACAAGCCACCACGGUCACGGCGACCGCCCGGCAACUGCCACCCGCGCGAGAGCGGCGACAACAUCCGAGGUGCAGCGUGCCCCGCAACGUGUUCCACCUUGGACCCCGGAUCGUGCCCACGUUCACGCACAUAACGGCAGCGGCAGUCGCAAAGCCAAGUCCCCCGUGAAACACGCGCUCGCACCCGAAUAUGACUCGUCCAACUCGAGCUCAACCUCGUCUCUCGUCAUCGUGCGCUCUUCCGACGCCGGUGGCUCGGUACCGCCUUCGCCCCUAAGAUCGGCUCCGGGGUUGGCAUCACUAGGUUCGGCUCCGGGCGACGAGAUCGACUCCGGCCCCGAAUCUGACGACGAAGAAUGGUUCACCGCUCCAUCCUCGCCUGCGACUUCUCUCACUGCCGAAAACGAUGACGACGCGCGCGAGAAGCAGGCUGCAGACGCCAAUGGACCCCCAAGCUCCUUCACGUUCCCGGUGAAGGGCAAGGGCAAAGCAAAAGCGAAGGCUCGCGAUGACGUCGACGACACCCCGCCGCGCUCGUCCGCCUCCACCGCCGGCUCCGCCACCUCCAGCACGAACGACCGCCGCUCUCUCUUCUCCUCCGCGCUCUCGACCUCCACGCACGCUACCACCCCCCUCCACUCCGAUCAAGGCCACCCCCCUCCCCCGCCCACAACCUCCGCGACAACGACGAAAGCGACCAAAUCGGGGGCGCACCGCGGCCUGCGCCGCGUCUCCGCCGUGUCUUCGGUGCCACUGCCUGGCCUCACCCCGCCCGGGCUGACGACGUCCGGGAGCACGACAGCGUCCACGUCGAGCGAGGUCUCCACGCUCGACCUCCCCGUCCCACUCGCGAGGUCUGCCUCUGUCCGCACCUCCAAUGAUAAGAACAAGGGCAAAUCGAACGAUGACGAGAUAGGACAGAAGAAGGAAACGACGAAGGGACAUGAGAAGGAGAAGAAGGGCAAGGAGGAGACGGAACACGAGAAGACGCUCCGCCGCACGCACCGGCGGCGCCACUCGGAGGACCUCACGCCGCAUCGGCAGUCUUGGGACGACGACUGGGCGCGCGACAUCCGCCACCUGCUCUCGCCCCCGUCCGCGAGCGCCUCCGUCUCGCUCGCGAAGACGCCCCGGCGCACGCUGACGCGCUCGUCCUCGCCGUCGCCGGAGCGCACACCCGUGCCCGUCCCGAGCCCGAGCCGGCUUGCCGCCAUAGACGACGACGAGGACCUGUUCCCGCUCCCGUCGCCGACGAUCGACCUCUCCGCCGCGGCGUUCACGCGCCCCGCACCCUCGCCGCUCCCGUCCUCGCCGCCCUCGUCUGCGUCGUCGUUGUCGAGGGUCAGGAGCGGCGCCGGCGCCGGGACGCUGCAGGUUCCGGACCACCCGCCGCCGCCGACGCGGAACCGCUCCGCGCGCGAGCAGGCGGGCCCCGGCAAGACCCGGGUGUCGACGGUAUACGAGGACGAGGACGAGGACGCGUACGUGAGUCAGUCGACCCCGAACCCGCACCGCGCGUCCAACUCGCAUUCGCACCCGCACGCGCUCUCUCAGUCGUCGGCGCACGGGCAGAGGAGGCGGGGCGCCCGGCCGCGCUCGCGCACCUAUUCUUCCUCGUCGUCCUCCGUCCCCGUGAGCGCGACGACGGUGCCGGAGUACGCCGGGCCGGGAGAAGGACAAGGCGGUGGAGGGUACACGGCGCUCGUGCUCCCCCGCGCGGCGUACAAGCCCGGCUCGCCCUCGGACAUCGCCCGCGGCAAGGUCGACCUGACGCGGAGCGGGCAGGCGCAGACGACGAUGGCGACGGUCGAGGUCGUGCAGGGGAUCGGAGCGCACGCGCGGGCGCGCCGGCGGGGGUCGUUCAGCCUGCCGUCGCUCUCGCUCGCCUCGCCGUUUCGUAAGGCGGAGCACCAUGAUAGGGCAGGAGGAGGGAAGGGUGAAGGAGGAGGAGGAGGAGGGGGAGGAGAAACGAGGCUCGCGUUUACGUCCCAUGUGCCACCGCCGUCGUAUGUGCCCCCGUCGGCGGUGCUGGUACAAGUGCAUGCUGUCGCGCUUGACGGUGUGGACGCGCGUUUGGCGAGGGAGAGGGGCGCGGGGUUCGUGCCUGGGCGCGCGGUCGUGGGCCGCGCGGUGGAGUGCGGGAACGAGGUUAGGGAGGAGUGGGUGCGCAAGGGCGAGUGGGUCAUCGGCGUGCUGGACGUGCGGAAGAGCGGCGCCUUGGCAGAGUUUGUGCUCAUCGAGAGGAGGCGCGUGCAUCGCGCGCCGCAGCCGUCCGUGAAGCGGCGUAAUAACCCGGAUGCGGCGUCCCCCACGCCGUCGAUGUCGAGUCUGCUAGCGCAGGGGACGGUGCUGACGACCGAGGCGCUUUCGGUGCUCGCCGGAGCGGGCGUGCAGGCGUACAGGGCUAUGCAGACCUUUCCGAAGGGGCCCGCACCUGGGACCGGAGGCGGAGGAGGCAGUGUGCGCGCGCUUGUGCUCGGCGCGCAGGGGGCCCCGGCGAUGGUUGCCGUGCAGCUCAUGAGGGCAAGAAAGGCGAGGGUGACGGCGGUGGUCCCCCCGGCGGCAAGCGCGGGGGUGGAGGCGAGACUAAGGAGGCUGGGAGGCGAGGAUAUCGAGGUUGUAAGGGGCGAGGUGGGCGAGGUCGUGCAGCGGAUGGCGGGCGAGGAAAGGCGGUUCGAGUUCGUGCUGGAUCUGGCGGGCGGAAGGGAAUUGUGGGAGGCGUGCAAGCCGCUGCUCGCGAGCGCGCGGUGUCGGUGCGCCUCUGCGACAGCGACGGCGGUGGCAGGCACGGCGGUGAACACGUGUCGGUGCGAGGACGAGUGGGGCACGGCACAGUUCACGACGCUCGUGGGCGACCACCCGGAGAAGCCGGUGCCUGGCGCGCAGGAACAGUUCAAGGCGGGCAUGCGGGCGCUCGGGCUGGGCAGGUCCGGGUCGCUGAAGCGCACGCGGAGCGCGAGCCAGGGUAGAGGCCGGCGGUCGGGAGAAGGUCAAGGCCAAGGCGACGGGGAGACAGAGGAGGUGAGGGGCCGGGCGAGCAUGGAAGACGCGGUGAGCGUGGCGUCGUCGUCUGCGGGCAGGAGGAGCCGGUGGGGGCUGAGCAGGAGUCGGAGCCGCCUACGGGCCGCUGCCGCACCCGCCGUUAUGAACGGGAAUGCGAACACUGGCGAGCGUGGAAGGUGGUACCGGCGCAUGGUACACUACGCGUGGAUCAGCGUUGCGGCGGACGUUGACCUCGAGGGUGGGGACGUGCGCGAUGCGUUGGCGGCGAUGCUCGCGCAGGCGCAGGCGCAGGCGGUUGACUUCGGGCUCGCGGAUAAGGACGCGGGCGGCGUCGUCCCGUUUGAACGUGCGCCAGAGCUAUUCGGGGCCGGCGCGGCGCUUUGGAGGGGGGAAGUGGGCGUGGUGAAAGUGAUGGGAUAAGUGUCUCGCAAAACACAAUUGCACAAAACUUGGAAGGCUCUCGACCACAGCUUGGCGUGGUUAUCAGGACUCGGCUGAUGUAGCAAUACGUUGUAUAUUCGUAGCAUAUAUCGUUAUUAUAGAGGAUGUAGUAUAUUAUCUAGUACGUAUAUGAAGGGACG
Punctularia strigosozonata HHB-11173 SS5 is the source of this 3896-nucleotide messenger RNA. RefSeq lists its product as uncharacterized. Lineage: Eukaryota; Fungi; Basidiomycota; Agaricomycetes; Corticiales; Punctulariaceae. Gene Ontology annotation, cellular component: mitochondrion. The coding region runs from base 1 to 3735 and encodes 1244 amino acids. The record is from RefSeq and is a predicted model, not a curated record. The transcript has 3 exons.